This is a messenger RNA of Ostrea edulis (European flat oyster), 1626 nucleotides long. RefSeq names its product sigma intracellular receptor 2-like. NCBI's taxonomy places the organism in Eukaryota, Metazoa, Mollusca, Bivalvia, Ostreida, Ostreidae. The transcript has 3 exons. Bases 69 to 578 code for a protein of 169 amino acids. The record is from RefSeq and is a predicted model, not a curated record. Gene Ontology annotation, cellular component: endoplasmic reticulum.
GUUACACAAGCUUCCUGGUUCAUGUCACGUGCGCCGUAUAUAAAGUGAAAGUAGUAACCACUGCCGGUAUGGAGCUUCGCAUUUUGGACUUGAUAUUUCUCCUCUAUUUCGUAUCUCAUAUUCCAAUAACAAUUUUAUUUGAUUCCCAAGUGAUAUUUCCAUUGUGGCUGUAUCCAAAAGCGCUUGUGGAUGUAAAGACCAAGUACUGUGAGGACUUUAAAGAUGUACUGAUGGCAGACCCUCCGCAAUGGUUCAAAUCCUUCUGCCUUUGUGAAAUCCUAGUUCAGUUCCCAUUCUUCUUUGUGGCCACGUACGCACUGUGGAAGGGUGUCCAAAACUGUCAAUGGAUAAGAGUGCCUUUCAUCGUUUACUCAUCACACGUUGCCACGACAACAGUUGCCAUCUGUUACCACAUUUUGAUGGCAUCCUUCAAUCACCCAAAAUACCCGGGACCAGAGACUCCAAGAGAGAGACUUUUCCUGCUGUCUAUAUAUUCACCAUAUCUCAUUGUUCCAAUUUUACUUUUAUUGGAUUCUCUCUUUAGCAAGGUGUACACCAAGAAAGUAAAACAUUCUUAGUCUUAGGUAUAUCAUUAUUUUAUGUAAGGGGAUUGUUAUCAACAGUCUUUUUCAUAAUGCAGUAUGUUAAAACAUGAACUUUGCAAUAUGUAAGGAAUAACACAAUUGUGUUAAUUUACAAGUACAAUAUUCAUUGUAAAUUUAGUGUCACUGGUAGAAGCCCAAUUUGAUAUUGGCCUUGUUUUCAACAUGUUGAACAUUCCAUCAAUGAAUAAUUAUGCAUGUGUGUAUCAAAAGAUGCUUUUUGAUAUACAUGUAUAACUUUUCUUUUUAAAGUUUUUUUUUUUGCAGUUCAAUUUUUUGAUGAACAUGGCAACAGAUCAAAUCUAAAUCUACUUUACGUGUGCCAUAUUAGAGUUGAAUUUGAUUCUUUCUUUUUAUAAAUAGAUAUAAUCAACCGUGGGUAUCCUGACCGAUGAAUUGCAUUUUAUUCGACAUAUUUGCUUGUUAAUUUGGAAAAAAACAAACGAUUCAGUUUUUCCAAUUUUGUGAAGCAUGUAUUUGUAUACUCCUCUCCAUUGUUAAAUGUUGACCUAUUUUGUGGGCAUUAAGAAGGUACUCUACAUCAUCAUAAUGGCGGACUUCCUUUUACAACAUGAAUGGAAAUAUAAAUAUCAGCAAUAUACAUGUGGAGUAGUUCAGUAGGUUAGCACAUUGACUGCUGAAUUGUAGAUUGUGGUUUCUAGUCCAGCAGGGGUUUUGAAAAAUUUUCCAAUUGCUUUCUACGAAAAGUGCAUGUUUUGACUAAAUAAAGUAAAUUUGAAAGUUUUCAAUUUCAAAAUAUUGUGUAUCCUCCGCUUUUCAUCCAUAUAAAAUUUCUCUGGUGUACUAUUCCUCCUUAGGGUUUUGUUCAAAACACACACACACCCUUCCCAUGGUUACUUUUACAAAUAUUUGUAGUUUUGUACCUUCAUUUCUAUAGCCAAUAUAUAUAUUAUAUUUUUCUUCAAUACAUGUUACAUACGAGAUUUACUACCAUAAAACAUUGUAGAACCAGAUAUAUCAGUGCUUGUAAUAGAUAUAAAAUAAACAUGAUGAACCAUCAAAA